AUGGAGGAUAAUUAUGAAGAAUAUGAUAAUGCUUUUGUUGGUAAUUUAGGUGAUAUGGGUUAUGGUGAAGAUACACAAGCUGCAGGCGAACCAGCUUCACAAAUUGAAAAUAAACCAAAAAUAUUUUUAAUGGGUUUAAAAAGAUCAGGUAAAUCAUCAAUUCAAAAAGUUGUUUUUCAUAAAAUGUUACCAAAUGAAACUUUAUUUUUAGAAAGUACAAGUAAAGUUGUAAAGAAUGAUAUUUCAAAUUCAUCAUUCGUUCAAUUUCAAAUUUGGGAUUUCCCAGGUCAAUUAGAUUUCUUUGAUCCAUCAUUCGAUUAUGAAUACAUUCUCAAUAAUUGUGGUGCCAUUGUUUUCGUCAUUGAUGCUCAAGAUGAAAUCAUUGAAGCAUUACAAAAACUUCAUCAAACUAUUGCUAAAGUUUAUCAAAUUAACCCAAAUAUUCACUUUGAAGUAUUCAUUCACAAAUCAGAUGGUUUAUCAGACGAUCACAAAAUUGAUAGACAAAGAGAUAUUCAACAAAAAACAACAGAAGAAUUAGCAGAUGCAAAUAUUAAUGUACAUCCAAGUUUCUAUGUGACAAGUAUUUAUGAUCAUUCAAUCUUUGAAGCUUUUUCAAAGGUUAUUCAAAAACUUAUUCCUCAACUUCCAACUUUAGAAAAUUUAUUAGAUGUUUUCAUUUCUAGAUCAAGAAUUGAAAAAGCAUUUUUAGUUGAUGUUGUUAGUAAAAUUUAUGUUGCUACUGAUAAUUCACCAGUUGAUAUGCAAACUUAUGAAUUAUGUAGUGAUAUGAUUGAUGUAGUUAUUGAUGUUUCAUGUAUCUAUGGUCUUAAAGAAGAAGAGGAAGGUUUAGGUUAUGAUCAAGAAUCACACUCUGUUAUUAAAUUAAAUAAUGGUAUGGUUUUAUAUUUAAAGGAAGUUAACAAAUAUUUAGCAUUAGUUUGUUUACUUCGUGAAUCAAACUUUGAUAAACAUGGUUUAAUUGAUUACAAUUUUAUUUGUUUCAAAAAAGCAAUUGAAGAAGUUUUCAGUAGAAAGACAACUAAAGCUGGUGCAAAGAAAACUAUUAAGAAAGCAAACUAA
This is a messenger RNA of Dictyostelium discoideum AX4, 1083 nucleotides long. It is a transcript of the gene ragC, whose product is annotated as Ras-related GTP-binding protein. Gene Ontology annotation, molecular function: purine ribonucleoside triphosphate binding; protein dimerization activity; GDP binding. Gene Ontology annotation, biological process: positive regulation of TORC1 signaling; cellular response to amino acid starvation. Lineage: Eukaryota; Evosea; Eumycetozoa; Dictyosteliales; Dictyosteliaceae. The record is from RefSeq and is a predicted model, not a curated record. Gene Ontology annotation, cellular component: nucleoplasm; cytosol; lysosomal membrane. Bases 1 to 1083 code for a protein of 360 amino acids. The transcript is spliced from 5 exons.